AUGGAUUUCCCGCACGCGCAGAUGCAAGCGACGCUGGCAGCGACCAACUUCUCGCCAAAAUCAGUCCCGUCGCUAUACCCUCAGCUUGCCAAGUCACAGAAGAAUUUGCAUCGCAAAGACAGCUUCGUUCCGAAACCUCCCAAAGUGCAGGAGAACACUAGCGAUAAUGGCGACGACCAAGGACAGCGCCAGGCUUUCCGCAAGAGUAGCAUCAAGAACUUUGGCAGUCUCUUCGCGCGCAACCGCAGCAGUAUCGCUAGUACUAGUCCAUUGACGCAGGUCAUGAGCUCCGAGUCCGAGGGCAGAGACACAAGCGUCGAGACCGAGCGCGCAAGUCAGCAGACCACACUCGUCAGCUCGGACAUUCCUUCUCCUAGUAAUCUCAUGACUGUUGCCGAGAGAGAGAAAAUCCGCGAGCGUCACCGAAAGUUUGUCAAGCUCCAAGGCCUCGGACACGACCACCCUACCGUCUUCACCGCCGACCCAGGUGACUACUCUCAGUAUGACUACGACGAUAGCGUCGAUAAUCGGCGGUUCAGAGACGAGUGUGGAGAAUGCGAAGGCACACACGUCGCCCACGACCUUGCGAGUCCCACACCGAGCAGCCGCCACCGUCGCAACGAGUCCCUACACGUCAACCUCAGUCGAGAAGAAGUGAAGAAGUACGCCGACGAAGUCCGCAACAUGACCAUCGCAGACGUCCACCUCUCUCUCUUCGGCUACUGGAUCAAAGAGAGCGACGAGCACUUCCAGGAAGCUAAGAAAUAUCUAAGGGAGUUGGGUCUCGAUCGCGGCUACAACCUCUCCCGCCUCAACAACUUCUGCCUCGAAGAACUCUGCCGCGACGUCCACGACAUCCGCUCCUCUUCACCCGUAGGUUUCUUGCCGUCGCCCUCGCACUCCUCUGUCUUCUCCUCGCCUGGUCCGCCGCCGGUAGGGGCUUCAGAUGAGUUGUCUCUGCGACCGUCCUCGGUGACGUCGUAUGAUUCGUUCUACGAUGAGACGACAGACUGGAAUAUCAGCGUUGCGGGCAUCUAUCAGCAGGUGGUUGAAUUGGAGGAUGUGGGUCAGAUCGAUAGGAUUAUUUCUGAUCUGGAGAACAUGAAGGCGUUGUACUCUGAGGAGACCUGA
Messenger RNA from Alternaria arbusti, 1131 nucleotides. RefSeq lists its product as uncharacterized. The transcript is spliced from 4 exons. The record is from RefSeq and is a predicted model, not a curated record. Bases 1 to 1131 code for a protein of 376 amino acids. NCBI's taxonomy places the organism in Eukaryota, Fungi, Ascomycota, Dothideomycetes, Pleosporales, Pleosporaceae.